Molecule: messenger RNA, 864 nt
Organism: Penicillium samsonianum
Lineage: Eukaryota; Fungi; Ascomycota; Eurotiomycetes; Eurotiales; Aspergillaceae
Exons: 6
Coding region: 1-864 (287 amino acids)
Source: RefSeq, a predicted model, not a curated record
AUGGACGCACUGGCUUUGUUCAAUGGCAAGAACAUCGGCGCUGUGAUCGACAACAAAGAACUCGAUCUACUAGGCCGACUGUCUCAGACCCACCUCGCAGACUUCAAGUCCCAGAUCCAGCAAUGGCUAGACGCCGAGUUCAGCCGUGACGAAGGAUCUUUUCGAGGAAGAGGUCCGGUCCAGCCAGGACCGCACGAUCUCUGUCGUCUUUCCAGGUAUCCAUGGGAUCUCUGGAACCUGAUUACAAAGGACUACGACGCAGCAAGUAAAUCGAUUGAGCGGCGUAUUGCAACGCUUAUGGACCAGCUCGACACGUUGUCCGAGCUUGAUGAGUACAAGGAUACGGUGCGGAUCCUGGAAGAGUGGAAUGGGAAGCUCCGCGAGGUGGCUAGGGAGUGGAGUCAUAGCACUCUCUAUGCGGGCAUUGAGGAGGAGAAUGGUUUAGGCAAGAACCUGGAUCAUGGGUGGGAAAAUAUUGAGGAGCCUUGUGUUGAGAGUGGGUUCCAGGUCAUGAUGUCAAAGGAGAAGAAACCGAACGAAAUGCAUUUGGGUGCUUCAGCUCACCGGCUCAUGGCUGCGGAUAUCUACCAUGGGAUUGAUAUUCUGUUGAAUUCGAAGGGCGUAUCAAUGAGAAGCCAUAUUCUUCAGACAAACAACUCAAAAACGAGAAGGGAAAAAAAAGAAAAAGAAAAAAAGAACGGUGACAAAUAUGACGUCUCGCAAGUGCCCGGGAAGGGGUGUAUAGCAAUGAUGUCGGUACCCGAGGAUCAAACGCAGAGGACCCGACUAUACUUGAUGCGGGUGAGCAAUGGCCAGGUUCCAGUGAGCUGGACAAUCAAAGGGAGUGUGGAUCUGGACCCUUGA